AUGCGUUCUCCGGAUCCGUUCGCCGACGACGAUGACUCGAAUGACUCUUUCGACACUUUCGUGGUCACGCCGUCCACUUCCAGAAUCAGAAGCGAUGCGAUCGUGGCGCAAGAAGAGGAUUCGUUCGACGGAGUCAGCGUAAGUGAGCAGAUGACAGUCAUUGAGAAUCCGGGCUGUUCAACAGUCCUGGAGGAGGAGGAACACGCCGAUUAUGAUUGUGAAGAGGAUGAUAACACGCUGGACAGGAUGCUAGAAUCGAGCGGAGACGAAGAGGACGUGAGCGGAGAGUACACGACUCCGAACGACGCACUCACGAACCUCCUGAGAUCGUUUCAAGAAUUAUCGGAACGGAAGUUGGAAGUCAGAGAAAACGAAGAACAAGAAAAAGAAGGAGAUGUAAGUAGAGAUGUGUUCGAAGGAUUCGAUGAGUCGCACCGAGAACCGGAAGAAGCAGAAGAAUCGCCAGGGCGCGAAGAACGAGCAGAACGGAUUGAGGGACCGGAAGAGACCGAUGUGACAAUGCUUCCCGUUUCCAUUCCUAUUCCAGGCCAAUCUCGCUUCGGACCUCCUGCUAAAAAAGUGAGCUUUCUCAGUGUACGCUUCGCAAAUGAUUUUUUUUUACAGCCGAGAACCGAACCCCCGGAAUGUGCCCCCUCAACUUCGUCCAAUCCCUUUGCUCCUGCUCCGUCCUCUGCUAUUUCUGCUGCCGAUGGUCCCGUUGGGAUGGUUUCUUCGAAUAGUGGCGAGUAUUGGAAUCAGCAAAAAACGGUCGAAAUCCACGGAAAGAACUAUGAAAUAAACAGCUUUGUCAGUCAUUUUACUCCUCCCACGCAUCAAUAAUUUUCUUUCAGUCGGACUACAUGAAAAUGAAAGUUUCCAAGCUGAAUCACCAAGUAAAUUCGGAAAAGUCGAAGCCUUCUGAAAAUCUGACAGAAAUUUUCAAAGGAUAUUCGGUGUUUGUUAAUGGGUACACAGGUAACUCAGGCAAAUCGUUUCUAAUCUAGCUAGUUAAUUCGCGUUUCUAACCGGACCUAGUUAGAUUGCUAAUUUAUUGCGAUUAGAUUGCAAAUUCUUCUAACUAGACUGAUUAAUGGUCUAAUUAGAUGGACAAACCAACAUUUUCCUAAUUAGAUUGCAAAAACAUUGAUAUUAGAUUUAAAAUACGUCUAACUAUAUUCGGAACUCGGUUCAGAUUACGAAACCUCCUAACCAGAUUACACACGAUUUUCCUGAGAACAUUUGCCAUUUAUGUGAGAAGUUCUAGUUUGGUAAAUAGAUCCUCCGGCCCUUGUGAUCCGCGAUUUAAUGAUCUCGCACGGAGGAGAAUACCACUGUUACUACAUGCACGGAAUCACUUCCUACGUCAUCGCUUCCUCGAUUGCCCAAGCGAAAAUUGAUAGAAUACGAGAGAGAGAGAUAUUUAUCCGAGCAGACUGGAUCACUGAAUCGUAAGAACCGUAUUGGGUCUAUAGAAACACGUGGACAUUUGCAGAAUAGCCGCCGGAAAGCCUCUUGACUAUAGUCUAUUUCUGAUUUACGAAAAGGGCGCUCAAGAGAAAGGACACAUGCGACAGUUCCUCUCCUCCACAGCAAGACCUUCGGAUGAGACGAACGGAUUCCUCGACGCUCGCAAUCCGAAUUUCAUUCGAGACUACUACGCGAGAAGCAGAUUGCAUCUCAUUUCGACUCUUGCCCAAGACAUGAAGGACUUCGUAGCCAACUUGAAAAUAGAAGGGAAGCUGACAGAGAAGUGCUUCCCGCAAGAGGAACUCGAUGAAUUGAAAGGCGACGGAAACGAGCAGGGAAGGAAUACUGUAUUCCACGUGGAUUUGGAUUGUUUCUUUGUGUCGGUGGCAGUCAGAGACCGGGAAGACUUGAAAGAGAAAGAGGUUGCAAUCACGCACAGCAAGGUAGGGUUGUCAACACUUUCCGAGCCAUCUAACCCUUUUCUUUUCAGGGAACCAUUUCAAACAGCAUGAGCGAGGUUGCCUCGUGCAGUUACGCCGCCCGUAAAUGUGGAGUCAAGAACGGAAUGCUGGUGCGAGACGCCCUUCAGAAGUGCCCACAACUCACUCUCCUACCCUAUCAAUUCGAAGAUUAUGUCAGUGUUAGCCAGCAAAUUUACCAGAUACUCGCCAGUUACACUCUCCAGCUUCGCGCCGUCUCUUGCGAUGAAAUGUACAUCAAUGCGAGCGCUCUUUGUGAAGAGCACGGUAUCGACGACCCUGUUUUACUUGCGGAGCACAUUCGGAAAGUGAUUAGAGAGCAGACGAGAUGCCCGGCGAGUGUGGGAAUCGGAAGCAGCAGUCUUCUGGCGCGGCUGGCAACGAGACACGCGAAACCGGAUGGAGUGUACUGGGUUAAUGAGGAGAAGAAGAAUGCGUUUAUGCUGGAAGAAAGGGUCAGAGAUCUGCCAGGACUCGGAUAUCAGAUGAUGGACAGACUGAUUGCGUGCUUCGGGGAAAUCAGCACGUGCGGACAACUGCAGCAGAGAUCGGAACGGGAACUCGUGCAGGCGUUCGGUCCGAAACACGCCACGAAAAUAUUCAAGCAGUGCCGGGGAACGGAAGAGGAUUCGGAGGAUUUCUGGAAGACCCAGCUACGGAAAUCAGUCUCUUGCGAUAUUAAUUACGGAAUCAGAUUCACAAAAGUAAGUGAAAAUUAUCAUACACUUCAAGAAAUGAUAUCUUUGCAGAGAGAAGAGUUAGUGCAACUGAUGAAAGCGAUCGGAUCGGAAUUGGAACGAAAACUGGCUGAUUCGAAAAUGAGUGCCGGUUCGAUUACUCUCAAACUCAUGGUAUUUUCAAAACACUUUCCUCUCUCAACAUCCGAAAGUUCCCCAGGUUCGCUCUGCCGACGCUCCUCUCCAAACUGCCAAAUUCAUGGGACACGGCAUCUGUGACACGUUCACAAAGACUGCAAAUCUGUCUGUUGCGACCAUGCGAGGAGACGUUCUCACCGCGGAGUCCAUGAAACUUUACACAAAAAUAUCUCCAAAAGUCGAAGAUUUGCGCGGUGUUGGAGUUAUAUGUGGGAAACUGAAGAGUAAAAUGAGAAAGGAUAUGGUGACGGCUGUGCAGCAGAUGUUCGGAUUGGUGAAAAAAGAGGAGAAGGAAGCGGAGAAGGGUGACGGACAGAAAAGUGAGUGGGAGGGUUGAGGGAAACGAGAACUUUCUUGGAAUUCAGAAAAAGCACGACUCCGUUCCCCAGAAGAUGAAGACGAUCUGAAUGAAGACAAGGACAUGCGACGGAAGGCCAGCGAGCCGAUCAUCGCCGCGCAAUCACGCCAGGAUCCCAAAAUCCGAGUUAUACCGCACCCAAGAGACGUCAGAGGUGCUAAAGGCGUUUUCGUUCCGGGAAUUCUGAAAUUGACCGAGGUCCAAUUGCGGCGAUCUAUAAGAAGGUUAUCGAUGGAAGAAAAUGAUGAUGAACAGGCUCAGAGUUUGGAGCAGAAUAUGGAGAGUUCUAUGAGAAAAGGUGAGGUCUCCGGGUAUUCUUUAAAAUGAUAAUCGGUUCUUCGAGUUCAGAGCCGACGAAAUCAGCAGUCCAAGCCCUGCAAUCUCUAUUCGCAUCCUUGCUCAAAGCUGGGAAACUGUUAAUGUAUGAGAAGUUGUUCCGAAAGUUUGAAGAGAUUUCGAUGGAUUCGAGCAAAAGUCACACGGAUUGGUUCUCAGCUUUCCACAUAAUGUCACAGACUCUGAAUGACGAAUCGAAGAAUUUGCUGGAGUUUCCGAUUGAAACGUCUGGAAAACGAGUGUCUAAAUGCGAGAGAGACGGUAGAAUGGAUAAAGAAUUACAAGAGGACCCUGUAUUUGAACCCUUGGAAUUGUAUGUUCCCGAGUCGACCGGUCGGACUAACUGA
Messenger RNA from Caenorhabditis sp. 36 PRJEB53466, 3862 nucleotides. Lineage: Eukaryota; Metazoa; Nematoda; Chromadorea; Rhabditida; Rhabditidae. The record is from the annotation of a GenBank genome assembly.